Molecule: messenger RNA, 3318 nt
Organism: Trichechus manatus latirostris (Florida manatee)
Lineage: Eukaryota; Metazoa; Chordata; Mammalia; Sirenia; Trichechidae
Gene: DLAT
Product: dihydrolipoamide S-acetyltransferase
Exons: 14
Coding region: 48-2000 (650 amino acids)
Biological process (GO): pyruvate decarboxylation to acetyl-CoA
Molecular function (GO): dihydrolipoyllysine-residue acetyltransferase activity
Source: RefSeq, a predicted model, not a curated record
CACUCUGGAGAAGGCGUUGAGUUUGGGGUGUGGGGGUCUGUGGCAUUAUGUGGCGCGUCUGUGCUCAGCGGGCCCAGAGUGCAGCCCCAAGGGCGGGAUCCGGGGCUCGGUGCGCGGCCUUAAGGGAGAGACUUGGAGCUCUGUGCGUGACCCUGCGAUCUGGCCCGGCUCCGGCUCGUUGCGGUAGUACGACCACAGGGUAUGGCGGGGUCCGGGCACUCUGCAGCUGGAGCCCCAACUGUUGGCCUACACCUCGGAACCGCUUCCUGCUGCAGCUUUUGGGAUCACCUGGCCGCCGUUGUUAUAGUCUCCCCCCUCAUCAGAAGGUUCCAUUGCCUUCCCUUUCCCCUACAAUGCAGGCAGGCACCAUAGCCCGUUGGGAAAAGAAGGAAGGGGAAAAAAUCAAUGAGGGUGAACUAAUUGCAGAGGUUGAAACUGAUAAAGCCACGGUUGGGUUUGAGAGCUUGGAGGAGUGUUAUAUGGCAAAGAUACUUGUUGCUGAAGGUACCAGAGAUGUUCCAGUUGGAGCAAUCAUCUGUAUUACAGUUGAAAAGCCUGAGGAUAUUGAGGCCUUUAAAAAUUAUACUUUGGAUUCCUCGGCAACAGCUACCCCACAAGCAGCCCCAGCCCCAGCCCCAGCGCCAGCACCAGCCCCUGCUGUUUCACCACCUACACCUGCUCAGGCUCCUGGUAGCUCAUAUCCCACUCACAUGCAGGUGCUUCUUCCUGCGCUCUCUCCCACCAUGACCAUGGGCACAGUUCAGAGAUGGGAAAAAAAAGUGGGUGAGAAGCUAAAUGAAGGAGACUUACUGGCAGAGAUAGAGACUGACAAGGCCACUAUAGGUUUUGAAGUACAGGAAGAAGGUUACCUGGCAAAAAUCCUGAUUCCUGAAGGCACGAGAGAUGUCCCUCUAGGAACCCCACUCUGUAUCAUUGUAGAAAAAGAGGCAGAUAUACCAGCAUUUGCUGACUACAGGCCAACUGAAGUAACUGAUUUAAAACCCCAAGCACCACCACCUACCCCACCCUCGGUGGCCACUGUUCCUCCAACUCCCCAACCUGUAGCCCCUAUGCCUUCAGUUGCCCGCCCAGCUACGCCUGCUGGACCGAAGGGAAGGGUGUUUGUUAGCCCGCUUGCAAAGAAAUUGGCAGCAGAAAAAGGGAUUGAUCUUGCGCAAGUAAAAGGGACAGGACCAGAUGGCAGAAUCAUCAAGAAAGACAUUGACUCUUUUGUGCCUACCAAAGCUGCUCCUGCCCCAGCAGCUGCUGUGUCUCCCCCAGCUCCAGGAGUGGCACCAGUUCCUACAGGUGUCUUCACAGAUAUCCCAAUCAGCAAUAUUCGCCGAGUUAUUGCACAGCGGUUAAUGCAAUCUAAGCAAACCAUACCUCAUUAUUAUCUUUCUAUUGAUGUAAAUAUGGGAGAAGUUUUGUCAGUGCGGAAGGAACUUAAUAAGACAUUAGAAGGGAGUGGCAAAAUAUCUGUCAAUGACUUCAUCAUAAAAGCUUCAGCUUUGGCAUGUUUAAAAGUUCCUGAAGCAAAUUCUUCUUGGCUGGACACAGUUAUAAGACAAAAUCAUGUUGUUGAUAUCAGUGUUGCCGUCAGUACUCCUGCAGGACUCAUCACACCUAUUGUAUUUAAUGCACAUAUAAAAGGACUGGAAAGCAUUGCUAGUGAUGUUGUUUCUUUAGCAACCAAAGCUCGGGAGGGUAAACUACAACCACACGAGUUCCAGGGGGGUACUUUCACAAUCUCCAAUUUAGGAAUGUUUGGAAUUAAGAAUUUCUCUGCUAUUAUUAACCCACCUCAAUCGUGUAUUUUGGCAAUUGGUGCUUCAGAAGAUAGACUGGUUCCAGCAGAUAAUGAGAAAGGAUUUGAUGUGGCUAGCAUGAUGUCUGUUACACUCAGUUGUGACCAUCGAGUUGUGGAUGGAGCAGUUGGAGCUCAGUGGCUUGCUGAGUUUAGAAAGUACCUUGAGAAACCUAUCACCAUGUUGUUAUAAUUAACCCCAAAAUUUCUAGACUCUCCUAGGUCACAUUGGUUCAUUCUUACCAAGAUAUUUAUGUUAUUGAGCAGGUGGUUAUUUUUAUUUUAAAGUUAACCAGUUAUUUUUGUUAUUGAGUCUGUCCAGAUAAGUUAUUUGUAAUGGGCAUUACUGAAUUUUUCUAAUGCCAAUUACACUCAAAUACUGUGCACAUUCAGUAAUUAAAUACCAGAUUUUAAGCCAGGGGCUCCUAGUGAAGGAACAUAUGGCCUAGCUCUUUGGUGAUAAGUAUGUCCACUAAGAAACGUAGUAAAGGCAGAAUUGUGGUUCCCUGUUGAGACAAGUACAUAAAAGUAACUUGGAUAAAAUCUUGAAUUUAUAAAAUUUAAUUUCCUAAAAUGUUGUGCUUGGACUUAAGAGGGAGAGAAGGGGUCAGGAAAAUUAGUUCUCUUGGAGAAAGUGUUUGAAUUGAAGCUUGACUUUGGAAUUUAAGCCCAAUGUAAAAUUUUCAGUUAUAUGAUCUUGGUUUAGCAUGAAUGGGGGGGUUGGGGGUGGUGGUGGGGUAGAGAACUUUAAGGAAAAUAAGUAAAAUAUCCAAAGUCAACAUUUUCUUAGACAUCCCAACCAAACUGUUCUUUGCUCAUUUUUUCUAUGAAUCCUUAAAUGGUUGUUUUCCCAUUUUGAACUGAAAUUAUAAAGAUAUAAACAACUACUUGGUAUAAAUGAAAAUUUGUGUGGGUAUUUAUUUAAACAAAUGUAUAAUUCUGAGAUCAGAAUCUGUAAUUACCUCCAAAUACAAUAAUAUGUUUAUAGAACUUAACAGAAAGAAAUUAUGAAAGUAGAAUCCUUACUAACUGGUGGUUAUUGCAAAUGAGCCUAAUUAUCACAAUCCUUUACUCAAGGAAAUAUGGGAAGCUAUAUUGAAUAACUAACUAUGGAAUAAGUGUACAUAUGUAAAAUCUGGUUACUAGAGUUGGAUAUGUGCCAAAAUCAUUUGUCACUAAGUCCUACCUGAAAAGAAGAAGGGUAGAAAUGUAUUAGUAAAUAGGGCUGAAAGAUAAUGCCCCAAAGUGGUCAGUUCUACUUCGAUGAAGUAGAAAAUGUUAAAUAUGUACAUAAAGUGUUCUGUGUCUUUCCACCCAAUGGUUGUCUCGUGUAAAAUAAGAAAGCCUUAAAUCCCAUUGGAGAGAAAAAAGUAUUUAGGUUGCUACUUUAUCUUAAAGGAGCCCUGGUGGCGCAAUGGUUAAGCGCUCAUCUGCUAACCGAAAGGUUGGUGGUUGGAACCCACCAGCUGCUCUGCAGGAGAAAGAUGUGACAGUCUGCUUUCAUAAAGAUU